Messenger RNA from Plodia interpunctella (Indianmeal moth), 3178 nucleotides. It is a transcript of the gene Nufip, whose product is annotated as nufip. Lineage: Eukaryota; Metazoa; Arthropoda; Insecta; Lepidoptera; Pyralidae. The coding region runs from base 104 to 1378 and encodes 424 amino acids. The transcript is spliced from 3 exons. Gene Ontology annotation, cellular component: nucleus. Gene Ontology annotation, biological process: box C/D snoRNP assembly. The record is from RefSeq and is a predicted model, not a curated record.
UAAACGUGAUCGUGUUAUCUGGGCAAUGAUGAUGCCUCGUGUUAUUAUUUAGUAAAUUUGUUUUGUUCUUCUAAGGUUUCUUGGUUUUGUGCCAGUCAUUAAAAUGUCUUAUCAUUUUACCGGUGUUAGACCCUACUUUAGACAAAACAGACGUCAAGAAAAUUAUCAUGCCAAUAAUUAUUAUUUCCCAUCGUUUCAACCAUCUCAAAACCAACAAAUGUAUGCACAUAGACCUAUGAACUGCAAUGUUCAUCAGCCAAGUUAUAAUAUCUCUGAACAACAUUGGUGUGAAACUUGUGAUAGAGGUUUCAAAACAUCACAACAGCUUGAGACACAUAAACAGCAGCAUCAGAAAUGUAAUAUAGAUGGUUGUCAAUUUGUUGCUCAUCCAAAAGUAAUAACAAAACACAUUCAGAUGCAGCACUCUUCAGGUUUAUAUAAAAGAAUUUCUAAAUUAGAUAACCCUGAAGAAAUAAAAAAAUGGAUUGAAGAAAGGAAGAAAAAAUAUCCCACCAAAAGUAACAUAGAAAAGAAAUCUGCGGAAAUUAAAGAGAAAAUUGAAAGGGGUGAAAAAAUGGGGCUCCGGCAGGAGAGAUUUCAGCAAAAUAAUUAUCGAGGUGAUGGAGUAAAACGAAAGCAUAACAAUAAUUUUAAUAACCAUCUAGGAAAGAAAUAUCACCUACAAGAUAAUGUUGAGAAAUCAAAAACAUAUUCAAAAUCAAAGGUGAGAAAAGUAGGGCCACCAAAAAAAGUAAAUACUCUUCCAGCUAUCUAUGAAAGCAGACGUCUAAGACCAUUUACUGGAAUUCAAAAUAUAGACAUGGAUAUUGAUUCAAAUGAUGAAGCAGAACAAAAUGAAUGUAAUUUUGAUAUAGAAGAUGAUGAUACAUUCAAUAACUCGGAGAAUGGAAAAACUACUGGUGAACCAACACUUUGUGGUGCCUUAACAUCACUGAUGUGCAAUUAUGGUUCAUCUGAUGAAGAAAUGACUUCUAAAAGUAUUCAGAAUACAGUUGAUUUCACAGAGAUUAUGAGGAAAGAAACAAAAUUAAAUGACAUCCCAAAGGCAACUGAAGAUAAUAAAAGUGAUGAUGAUAGUGGUCCAGAAGAAAUUAAAGUAGUACAUAAUACUAAUGAUAUUGAUGUAAUUAACUGUAAAUCUGCUAAAAGCAACAAUGUAGCUAAAAAACAAGUGACAAGAAGAAAUGAUCAUACAAGCCAAAACAAAAGGCGCACAUUUAUUAGGCUUAAACCCAACAUGCCAACAACACUUCUUCACAAAUUACUACAAAAAGAAGUCCAACAUGAAAGAAAUGUAAUAUUACAGUGUGUUAGAUAUAUAGUUAAAAACAAUUAUUUUGAUAAUGAACAAAAGUAAUAAAAAAAUCAUACCAAUCAUUAAAAACAAGUAAAAUUUCUCCUAUAUAACCUAAUACAUAAUAGCUAAUAAUACAUAAGCUAUAAUAUAUCCUAAUACAGUGUGACCCUUACGACAUACAAAGUUUAUAUUUUUAGGCUCAUUGACCUCCCAACAGGUACUAAUGUUUGUAGGGAUUAUUAUUUUGGACGUCAUUCCAGCAGAAUCUGUUUUUAAUUAGUACUAGCUGCACGCCGCUGCUACCCUCCCGUGGGAAUUUUGGGAUAAAAAGUAUCCUAUGUGUUAUUCCAGGUUAUAUUCUACCCGUGUACCAAAUUUUAUAACAAUCAGUCCAGUAAAUUUUGUGUGAAAGAGUAACAAAGAUACAUCCUAACUUUCGCAUUUAUAAUAUUAGUAGGAUUUCGAAAAUUUAUUGUGGAACAAGUUCUGAACUUCCGAGGCUCAUUAGCAAGUCGUUAAGAACUAAUUAUCUAGUAAAAUCACGUUUCAAUAUUUAUCAUACUUUUUUAACUCCCGACGUAAAAAGAGAGGUGUUUGAGUUUUAACGUGUCUUUCUGUGGUAUCGUAGCUCCCAAACCGAUGAACCGAUUUGCGUUUAGCUUUUUUCAUGUCAUAGAUAAUUUUAUUCCGAGUAUUCUUAGCUAUGUUUCAUGAAGUUCAGCCGUUUAACAGUUGUAGCGAAAUGAAUAUUGAAAGAUGAGGAUUUUUUAAUUUGUCUAACAAAUAAACUUGUUACGUAUAAACCUGCUACGAUAAGGACAUAGAUAGGACACGGAGCGGAAUAUGGAACAAUAUACGAAACAAACAGUAAACGGGGUGGGACAGAAUACCCACAGAUAUAAGAAUUAAGAACAUACCUACCUAUGUAAUAUUCUUAUAUCUGAGAAUACAGACGUGGCAUUGGAGACAGAGAAGAGAUAACAUAUUUGAUAAAAGGAGUCAACAGAGUUCUUAAUAAAAAAUAUUCAUUCAUAUCGAGUGUGUUAUUGUUAAUACUGGUGUCAGAUUUUAUUCAAGUGUUAACAAGAACACACUCAUCGUGCCAGUUGUAGUUUUUUUUUUAAUGGAAAAAAAUGAUUCUGCUGGAGUAACGUUGUUCUGCCAAGAAAAUUUUAAACGAAUAACUAUUUUUUUUUAAAUAAUCGGAGAAAUAUUGUUCAUGGUCAGGUAUGUAGGUAGCUUAUGUGUGUGGAAGUAUGUGCGGCGAAAAUAUAAUUUGUGCGUGUUCAUGUUAUAGAGAUACUGAGAUUUUUUGCUGGAGUAACGUUUUGCAAAUAACCAUUACUGGUACGCAUGUGGAAUAAAAAUAUAUACACGAGCAUCUCUUGAUUUGUGCUCAUUGCACAUAAAAUUAGAUUUAUGAAAAUAAUUAUAAUUUAAGUGAUCGCACUUUUUUGAAAAAUAGAAAAAUGAUAGCAGCGCGGAAAUGAGAAAUGCACAAGUCCACUGAAAACUCCUUGAUACCUUAUAGGUAUAUCCAUAGUUUCAGUGUAGAUACCUACAACGGCUUCUAACGGGCGAAGCUGCAUGUAUAAACAGCUAGCAGACGGCUGAUGGGUAAUUUAAAAUUAAAUCGCUGGUUUCUGUUUACAAAUUUUUGCGAAUUAUAUAAACUGUUCUUUUUUAAAAUCUUUAUUAAUAAGCAGAUUACAUAAAUGUAACGCCUCUGCCGUACGCCGUGGCAGUCGUCUGAAAUAAGUUCGGUCGGCUGCAAGUCCCUAGUCUAAGGACUUUGCAGCCGACUGUACCUAAUAGGAAAGUCGUGAAUAUAACAACAAAUAAAAUAAAUUUAUUUUGUCA